Messenger RNA from Epinephelus moara (kelp grouper), 1498 nucleotides. RefSeq names its product brix domain containing 2 (gene brix1). Gene Ontology annotation, biological process: rRNA processing; ribosomal large subunit assembly. Gene Ontology annotation, cellular component: nucleolus. Lineage: Eukaryota; Metazoa; Chordata; Actinopteri; Perciformes; Serranidae. The coding region runs from base 42 to 1067 and encodes 341 amino acids. The transcript has 10 exons. The record is from RefSeq and is a predicted model, not a curated record. Gene Ontology annotation, molecular function: rRNA binding.
UUGAGUUGGAUUUUUCGCGAGACCUGUGUCGGCGUACAAACAUGUCGGCGUUCAAGAGAAAACGUGGAGGACAGGCUCCUGUUAAUAAAAAGGCAAAAAAAGUAAAAUUUGUCGCAGAUGGAGGCGAAGCACCGGCAGAAGCCGAACAAGAGAAGAAAAAUGAAGUCACGAUUCCAGCACCGGUUUCUUUGGGUAAGUGGACCAACAAGGAAAGGGUUCUCAUUUUCUCCUCAAGAGGCAUCAACUUCAGAACCAGACACUUGAUGCAAGACCUGAGGACCAUGAUGCCUCAUGCAAAAGCAGAUACAAAAAUGGACAGGAAGGACAAGUUGUUUGUUAUUAAUGAGGUGUGUGAAAUCAAAAACUGCAACAAGUGCCUCUUUUUUGAGGCCAAGAAGAAGCAGGACCUCUACAUGUGGGUUUCAAACAGCCCUCAUGGACCUUCUGCAAAGUUUCUGGUUCAAAACAUUCACACACUGGCUGAGCUCAAGAUGACAGGAAACUGCCUCAAAGGAUCCAGGCCGCUGCUCUCGUUCGAUCCUAAAUUUGACACAGAACCACACUUAGCUUUACUGAAGGAGCUCUUCACCCAGACAUUUUCCACCCCACGCUACCACCCCAAGAGUCAGCCUUUUGUGGACCACGUCUUCACAUUCACCAUUGCAGACAACAGGAUAUGGUUUAGAAAUUACCAGAUCAUCGAGGAGGAUGCAGCUCUAGUGGAGAUCGGCCCUCGCUUUGUUCUCAACCUCAUCAAGAUCUUCCAAGGGAGCUUUGGAGGGCCUACGCUGUUUGAAAACCCCGGGUUCAAGUCCCCUAACAUGCACCGGAGAGAGAUCCGACUGGCUGCAGCAGCCAAAGUGCGUGAGAAGCAGAUGGUGAAGGAGAUGCAGAAAAUGAAGAGGGCCGAAGCGAAGGAGGACGUGACCAAAGACGUUACGGCUGACGUCUUUGUAACACCAGCUGAGGAGAAGCCUGUUCACAUCCAGACAGAAGCACCAGCGCCAAAGGUGGCGAAGAAAAACAAACACAAAGCUUUCAAAAGACAAAGGAUGGCGCGUAGGUAACCAGAUGGACUCAAUUACAGAGUAAAUAGCUCACUGCUGCCAUGAUUUAAUAUUGUCUCAAGAAAAUGUGGUAAUGCAACAGUGCAGUCAGGUCUUAAGUCCACUAUUGUGAGCUUUUUGUUAAGACUGUGUGCAGAUUGUCAAUCAAUUAUCACAUUUAACAGAAUUAGAGAUAAUCUUAAAUCUGCACGUUGUUUUCAGUGUCUGUUGCCAUAAUCUGUGGAUUCACACAAUAUGUAUUUUCCUCCCUCACUCACGAGGACUGUGCAGAUUGUAGCUGGUCAUUAAGGUCUCAGCUUUUACAACACUGCAAACGAUAUUUGCCCAUCCAUUUUGAUAAAAGUAAACAUUCUGUCAGUGUAAAAAAAACGUGUUUAUUAAGUUGACUACAGUUGUUUUCUAUGUCAUGAAAAUAAAACAAUGUAAACUUA